Molecule: messenger RNA, 1398 nt
Organism: Phascolarctos cinereus (koala)
Lineage: Eukaryota; Metazoa; Chordata; Mammalia; Diprotodontia; Phascolarctidae
Gene: FAAP20
Product: FA core complex associated protein 20
Cellular component (GO): Fanconi anaemia nuclear complex
Molecular function (GO): ubiquitin binding
Source: RefSeq, a predicted model, not a curated record
AUGGGGGUGGCUGACAGCUUUAGGGCUUGGGCAACUUCAGCUUACACGCACGCACGCAACCCUCAGGCGGACGUACGUACGCACGUAAGCACGUGCACACGCACUCGCUGGCAGGCUCCCUACGCCCACCUUCCUCCAGGCGCAUGCGCGGCGUACGUACGCGCAAGCGCAGCUCUCGGAGACGCUGCUGGGCGGGAGCUUUGGUGUGUCAGGCGGCCAAUGGCUUUACCUGGAGCGGCGGCUGCUCGUGGGCCUAGGCUGAGGCUGAUGCGGAAAAAGCCGCCCGCGCCCCCCUCUUCCUCUUGCUCCGGGGCAGGCGGCGGGGGGCAGGAGGGCAGAACUUCAAACAUCCCCUCUUGGUUGGACCAAGAAGGGUUAAAUGAGUCUGAUGAAUUGUGGAGGCUGCUGGUAUUGAGAAGUGUGAACUCCAGUCUGCAUGAGGCCAGCCAGGAAAUGCCAGAUUUACCAGCAUUCUUUGACAAGAACACCAGGAAUGAUAAGAGCUCACAGCAACCAGCCCUCUUUAAAGUGGGGACAGAAGAGUUUCAGUGGACACCUUUCCCCCCUGCCUUCACAUUUGUUGGUCAGUUCAAAAACCCAGACUCUUCUCAUUUCACAAAAGGGAAACCUGCUCUGAUCCUCCAUGAACAAGCGCAGGGAGUGGGCCAGAGCAGCGGGCCUUCCUCCUGGGGGCCCUCUGCUGGGGGCCGCGAGAACCUGGAGCCAAGGCGUGACCAUGGAACUGGGGUGAAAAGGCCUUUGGAACGAAGGGACAGUGGCAUCGAGGCUUCGAAGAGCAGACUUCCACAGCGCAGGAAGAAACAGAGACUUUGGGGGGAGGGCGACGCCUCCUCCCCAGCAUCUCCCCAGACCCUCACCUCAGGGGUGAGCCGUCCAGGGUACUCUUCCUCUGAAGAGCCCAGGCACAGCCUUUGCUCAGAGGGUGCCAGAGUGGAAAAAGAUGCCGCCUCUGCUGCCGUGAGCCAGGGAAUAGUGGCACUUGAUAGCUGUCCGAUGUGCCAGGUCCCAUUUACUGGAAAGUUCUCCCAGCUGGAUAUUGAUAGCCAUCUUGCUAAAUGCUUGUCAGAGAGUAUUGAAGAUGUGACGUGGUAAACUUAGUAGGAACAGCUCACAAGAAAUCCAUUUAUAAAGUAGGAAUGACUAGAAUAUGACCUCCCCUACAGCAGAAUACGAGAUCACAAGAAAUGGCCCCAGGCACCCCUGGCCCUGUGUGUACACAUACUCUCCCUAGACUCUGGAUGCUCUGAAGAGCCCUUCCUAAGGCAUGCUUCCCCGAGUCAUCCCUGGAGUGUCCUGGGAGGCAGCGUCCUGGCUGGGAGGACUUCUUGACUCUGCCUUUUCACAGUAGACAAUAAAAAUUCCAUUUUGAAUAUUGAA